Paramecium octaurelia is the source of this 4168-nucleotide messenger RNA. The record is from the annotation of a GenBank genome assembly. Lineage: Eukaryota; Ciliophora; Oligohymenophorea; Peniculida; Parameciidae.
AUGAAGAGAGUUGGGAUAUAGGAUGAAAGCGAGUAUUAAGAGUCUUUGCUCGGCCAUGAGAAUUUCAAGGAAUGCAAUUUUUUAUUCACCAACAUUACACCAUUGAUUGAACUAAUAAAUAGGAAAUCGGAUCAACUUGAGAAUUCAGAUUUGCAAUACUUUUUAGAGCCUAAUCUAAAACCUCAAAAGGCAAUAGAUCUAGUUGAGAGGUAUACAAUAAUUGAAUAGUAGGAUAUAAUUGAACGAGUUAGAGAGGAGAAAAAAGAAUAAUAUUAGUCUGGAGAGGGAAUAUCAAACUCCUACCUUUUAUAUAUUUAAAUCCUUGUUUCUGGGGAAAUUCAUAUUUAUAGGAUUGCUAAAUUUUAUGGACAAAGCAAUACAAAUCGGAUCGGUGUACUUAUUAGAUUAAGUCACUGAUUCGAUCAAGGACUAUAACAACCCCGAGGAGGAGCACAAAAUUUUGAAACCCAUUUUGUUAUUGUUGACAAUGACAAUUGUCUAUACAUUUGGAACUUACUUGGAGUCAAUUUCGAACAAUUAUUAAAACUAAUUUACAACAUUAUUAAAAAUAGUUGGGCAAUAUCUGAUAUAUUAAAAGGCUUUAAGAACAAAGUACCUUUAGGAAACAGUGCAAAAAGAAAUGAAGGAUAAAAAGGAUGGAGAUGAGGAGUACGUCGCCAACGUAAACAAUUUGUUGACAGUCGAUAUCGAAGAACUCUCUGGUAUAUAUUGGGGUGUUUUUGGAUGUAAUUAUACUUAUAAUACUUUCUUAGUAUCCUCAUCUUUGGUGACUAUCAGCAUAGCCUUGUAUAUGUUGUACCUUAAGUUAGGGAAUGCUGUUUGGUCUGGUUUAAUAGUACUGGGCUGUGUAGUUAUUUUUAAUUCAAUAACAACUACUUUGACAAUUGUAAAUUAUUUAUCCAGUUUGUUUUUUAUAGAUGUUUUACAGAAAGGCUUUGAUCCAAAAGGAUAGCAGAUUAGCGUUGUCUUCAGAUGUCAUUGAGGGGAUGAAACAGAUAAAAUAUCUUUCAUGGGAACAGACUUUCAAUGAUAAAAUAUUGGCAAUAAGAGAAAAAGAAUUUGGAUAUAUUAGGUGGUAGAAAACAAUAGAUAUUAUAAAUAAUGUCCAAUGGAGUAGUAUCAGUUACAUAUUGCUCUACUUCUUCUUGUCCAGUUAUGUGAAAGAAAAUGGAGAGGAUGCAUUGAAAUCAACCAAUGUCUUCACAAUUAUAGCCUUAUUUAAUUUGUUGACAUUUCCAUUGGGAGUGAUUCCUUAUUCAAUUAAUUAACUGAUCAAUACGACUGUUUCCUACAAGCGUAUUAAAACUUAUUUAGACGUUAAGGAGAUCAACGAGGAAGAAAUAAUUAGAUAUAAAAAUUGUAUUGGAGAAGAAUAUGUAAUAGAGAUUCCUUAGAUUUAAUUCAAAUGGCCAACGAAGGAGAGUAAUUCAAAUGACAGUGAGACAUUCUAGUUGAAGUUGGAAGAACUGAAAAUAAAGAAGAAUACUCUCAAUAUGAUAAUUGGUAGGAUAGGAUGUGGGAAGACAGCUUUAUUGAAUGCCAUUUUAAAUGAGAUGGAGAUAAAAGAGUAGAGUCAAAGCAGUUUGAAAGUGAAAGGAAGCGUGGCUUAUGUUAGUUAAAACCAUUGGUUAUAGAACAUGUCGAUAAGAGAUAACAUUUUGUUUGGCAAACCUUAUGAUAAAUAAUUUUAUAAGCAAUGUAUAGCUGCGUGUGAUUUGAUGCCAGACUUACUUACAUUUCCCAAAAGAGAUCAAUAUAUUCUAGGACCAGAUGCUAAGAAUAUUAGUGGAGGGUAGAAGCAAAGAAUUUCAUUGUGCAGAGCCUUGUAUCAGAAUUGCGAUAUCUAUUUAAUGGAUGAUAUAUUCUCUUCAUUAGAUAUGCAUGUGGCUGACAAUGUGUUUAAUAAAGGAAUUAAAUAGAUGUUAUUGGAUUAAGGAAAGACCAUUUUGAUGAUCACUUCCUAAUUCAGAUUCAUUGAAAUGUACAAUAAAUGUAAUAUCAUAUACAUGAUUGACGGUUCAAUUUGCCAGGAUGAAUAACUAUUGAAUGAGUUUAUGUCUUAGGAGAAGGAGAAAUAACAUCAAUUAGAAUAGGAACAAUUAGAGAAGGAGGAGAAAGAAGAAAAGAAGAUGAUCCAUGAAAAAGUUAAAGCGAAAUAAUCACAAGAGAUUGAUUUAGAUUAAAUAGAUAAUAAUUUAACUGAAGGAGCAAAGAAAAACGAAGUAGAAGAUGAAGAAAGAGAAUCUGGUGAAAUUGCUGGAGAUACUGUCUUAUAUUAUAUAUCUUAAAUGGGAUACGCUUUGGUAAUAUUAGCUAUCUUACUAUCAAUUGUUUUGAUGUUGAGUAGAAAUUUGAUUGAUUUUUGGAUUAGAUCAUAGAUCAGUAUUGAUAAUCACACAUUUGACUUUUUUGAUGAUUGGUUUGGAACAUCAUUUAAUAGUAAAUUCUCUUGGCUGAUCACCAUCAUUGUGAUGAUUACAUUCGUAAGUGGUACCAUUAUGAAAAUUUGUAUCCUAUUAAGUGGUUGGAGAACAUUCAAAAGAUUGAAUCAAAGCAUUAUGAAUUCAAAAAUGAUAUUCUUUGAUAACAAUGCUUAAGGUAGAAUUAUCAAUAGGAUAUCCAAUGAUACUUUGGUUGUGGAUGAUGAAUUACCUUGGUAUGUUGAAGUCCUCAUCAUGUCAUUACUCGCAUGCAUAGGCUAUCCUAUCGGAAUCAUCAUUCUCUUUCCAUGGCUGAUUGUCAUUAUUAUCAUUGAACUCUUUGCAUUUAGAUGGCUGUAAAGAUACUUUAGAAAAAGUAAUCGAGAUCUUAAGAGAAUCCAAUCAACAAAUGAAGGCAAAGUGAUUUCCCAUCUCACUGAAACUACUGGAGGUUUAAGAACAAUAAGGGCUUUUGAGAAACAACAAUUUUUUAUUCAGGAAUACAUAGUGAAAUUGACUGAAUCUAUUUGCUCUUUGGUAAAUAGCAGAAGAGUUAGUUACUGGUUAUCUGUAAGAUUACACUUAUUAAGUAACUUGAUCUUCUUAUCUGUUUCAAUCACCAUCAUUUUAAUGAUGUUGUUUUCUAUCGAAAUCGAUUAUGCCACUUGUGCUAUGACAUUAACAUAUGCUGUACUUAUAGCUAAUGAAUUCAAUGAUACAAUGAAUUGGUUCACUUAGAGUGAGGCUAAGAUGGUUUCGGUUGAAAGAAUUAGAUAAUACUUUAAUAAUCCUUAGGAAUAAUAUGAUAGUGUUGUCAAAAUUAAUCCAUAAGUCCAAUCCAUUAUUAGACAACAAGUACCACCCAAACCAUAAAGUGUUAAUCCAAAUGAAUUUGCUAUUGUUUUCAAUGAUGUCACUAUUACUUAUGAUGAUGUCUUACAAAGCCAAAGUGUUAAGUAUGCUUUAAAGAACUUUUCUCUUUUUAUUAAAAAAGGAGAGAAGGUUGCCUUUGUGGGUAGGACUGGAUCAGGCAAAACAUCAAUUCUAAACAUUUUAUUCCGAUUGUAUGAUUUCUAACAAGGACAAAUAUUCAUAAAUGGUCAUGAUGUAAUUUAUGAAUCUUAUUAUAUUUUAGAUUUAAAACAUGUAAUUGAAAGAUGUGAGAUAAUUGUUAUCAAUAGUGCCUUAAUUUGGAUUCUUGUACAAUGCUACUCUCAGAGAUAACAUUGAUCCUCAAGGAAGAUUAACAGAUCAAUAAAUUGAGCAAGCAUUCAACAAUACACAAUUUAGAAUAAGAGGGAUCAUGGAGGAUUCAAAUAAGACUAAUAGUUCAAGUUUGGAUGAUAGUCAGCAAUCCUCAACUAAUAUUAAUUUCAUGAUUGCUAAAUCUGGAGGCAAUCUAUCAAAUGGUGAAAAAUAGGUUAUCAAUUUUAUGAGGGUCAUCCUAUAAAAUAAGGAUAUUGUUUGUUUGGAUGAAGCCACUUCAAACAUGGAUCCAAAAACAGAUGAAGAAUUACAUAAGACAUUAUUUGAUUACGUCUAAAAUGAUAAUAGGACAUUACUUGUUAUUACUCAUAGAUUAGAAAAUAUUCAAUAGUACGAUAGAAUUGUGGUUCUGGAGAAAGGAGAGAUCGUUGAAUUGGGAUCAUAUGAAGAACUUAUGUAAAUGAAUGGAUGGUUUGUUAGAUUGGUAAAUUAAAAUAAUGAAUGAAUGUAAUAUUUGAAUC